Haliaeetus leucocephalus (bald eagle) is the source of this 2261-nucleotide messenger RNA. It is a transcript of the gene BACE2, whose product is annotated as beta-site APP-cleaving enzyme 2. The coding region runs from base 1 to 1410 and encodes 469 amino acids. NCBI's taxonomy places the organism in Eukaryota, Metazoa, Chordata, Aves, Accipitriformes, Accipitridae. The transcript has 9 exons. The record is from RefSeq and is a predicted model, not a curated record. Gene Ontology annotation, biological process: membrane protein ectodomain proteolysis; amyloid-beta metabolic process. Gene Ontology annotation, cellular component: endosome; membrane; trans-Golgi network. Gene Ontology annotation, molecular function: aspartic-type endopeptidase activity.
AUGGCUGUAAUAAACCCAAGGAACCUGCUCCGCCUGCGCGCGAGAGCUCUGAUUCACCACAUCUGGGGCUUCACCAGGAGGCAGCUGGAGAGGACGCUACCACCGCUGUUGGCUCUGCCUCAGCUUGGAUAUGAAAACCACCUCUCCUUUCUUCUGUUUCGGCAGUUAAAUAUUCUGGUUGACACUGGGAGCAGUAAUUUUGCUGUAGCAGGUGUGCCUGAUCCUGAUGUCACCUCCUACUUCAAUACCAAGCUGUCAAGUACAUACAAAUCUCAAGGGAUUGAUGUCACAGUUAAGUACAGUCAAGGAAGCUGGACUGGAGUGCUGGGUACAGAUGUCAUUACUAUCCCGAAAGGAAUCUAUGGCAGCUACACCAUCAACAUUGCUACCAUUCUUGAAUCGGAGAAUUUCUUCUUACCGGGGGUUAAAUGGCAUGGGAUUCUUGGUCUUGCCUAUGAUGCCUUAGCCAAGCCUUCAAGUUCUGUGGAGACAUUCUUUGAUUCUCUCGUGAGGCAGGCAAAGAUCCCCAACAUUUUCUCCUUGCAGAUGUGUGGUGCUGGACUGCCCGUCUCUGGAAGUGGUACCAACGGAGGUAGUCUUGUUCUGGGUGGAAUUGAACCAAGUCUGUACAAGGGUGAUAUUUGGUACACACCGAUCAAAGAAGAGUGGUAUUACCAGGUUGAAAUUCUCAAACUGGAGGUUGGAGGACAGAACCUCCAAUUGGACUGCAGAGAGUAUAAUGCUGAUAAAGCGAUAGUAGACAGCGGAACCACGCUCCUCCGACUGCCCCAGAAAGUCUUCAGUGUUGUUGUGCAAGCAAUAGCUCGCACGUCCCUGAUACAAGAAUUCUCUUCUGGUUUCUGGACUGGUUCACAGCUUGCAUGCUGGGAUAAAACUGAAAGACCCUGGUCCUUAUUUCCCAAACUCUCCAUUUACCUGAGGGAUGAAAACUCCAGUCAGUCGUUUCGGAUCUCUAUCCUACCACAGCUUUAUAUUCAACCCAUUCUUGGAAUAGGAGAGAAUUUACAGUGCUACCGAUUCGGCAUCUCUUCCUCCACAAAUGCUCUAGUUAUUGGUGCUACAGUCAUGGAAGGUUUCUAUGUAAUAUUUGACAGAGCCCAGAGGAGAGUGGGCUUUGCAGUGAGUCCGUGUGCAGAAGUUGAUGGCUCUCCAGUAUCUGAGAUUGAAGGCCCUUUCACAACAGCAGAUGUUGCAAGCAACUGUGUUUCUACUGUUUCUUUCCAUGAACCAGUGUUGUGGAUUGCCUCCUAUGCUCUCAUGAGCCUGUGUGCAAUUAUCCUCCUUGUACUGAUCAUCCUGCUGCUUAUUCCACCACGGUGUCAGCAUCGUUACACCGACAAUGACGUGGUCAAUGACGAAUCCUCCUUAGUGCGUCAUCGAUGGAAAUGAGAAACUUGAUCGUGAAGCCUGGGACUUAAACAGAAUGAAGAACAAAGUACUUUGCCAAGGGGAAGAAGCCAAUGCCUCAGUUCUUUCUACAUUCCUUACAAAUUGCUGUUGAAAUCCCGCCAAAUAUCCUGCAUCAUAACUUUUUAAGCUUUAUUUUCUAACACUGAUUCUGAACCAAAGCACUGUUAACCACCUCUUAAGUGCUACGGUAAUGGAUUUGCUACUGCAGUACAAUGAGCCUUUAUGCUCUCAAUAGUACCUUCUUAAAAAAAAAAAAGGAAAAAAGAAAAAAACACACCAUGAUGUUCUUCCACUGUCUGAACAAAAGUGUCCAUCCCUCUUUCACAAAAAAAGAAGCUGUCAGUAUUUUCUAACUAAUCGAGCCCUGACUGUAGAAAAAGAGAAAAAACUUAAUAAUCUUUCUUAUUAUUUUCAUUAAAUGAAUACUGCUUUCUGUUUACAUCAAUUCAUUUUGAAACUGUGCUUAUGGUGUGGGGGAGGGAGAAAGGUCAGACUUAAGCAGCAGAGAAAAGCAAGUGAGGUCAAGAAGAAAUGCUGGUUUAUGGGUUUUUUUUCCUCAAGAUCACUGCUGCCACUUGAGAGGGUCACCCUUCCUGAAUGUUGUUACAAAAUAGUUGAGGAGGUGAAAACUGAGAAACAAACUUGUUCAGCCUUAGUGUAAAACAAGACUACCUCUCUUAAUUUACAAGGAUGCUACUGCUGGUAAGUGUGUGGUUUAGAACUGGUCUUGAAGCACAAGACACUCCAUACAACCAAAUGCAAUGCCUUGGCUUCAGAGUAGUGGAUUUUAUAAAAAUGAAUACUUCAUGACUUUCCACUUCAGUGCAUCA